Messenger RNA from Magnolia sinica, 1805 nucleotides. RefSeq lists its product as uncharacterized. The transcript has 4 exons. NCBI's taxonomy places the organism in Eukaryota, Viridiplantae, Streptophyta, Magnoliopsida, Magnoliales, Magnoliaceae. Gene Ontology annotation, cellular component: membrane. Gene Ontology annotation, molecular function: metalloendopeptidase activity. Bases 388 to 1428 code for a protein of 346 amino acids. Gene Ontology annotation, biological process: CAAX-box protein processing. The record is from RefSeq and is a predicted model, not a curated record.
CGAGCCUUGUAAAUACGCUGGUUACCUGCGUACGGAACAGGUAUGCAAGUUAGGCGAACCCUCGUCUAAUAUCGGCAGCGGUUUCGCCGCCGGUGCGUAGGGUACGGACAUCGUGCACUAAGCGCAAGUUAGAUGACCAGUAUCCGCAAAUGACAAACAUCGAUCUCUGAUUCCCUCCUGAAAGGGUUAGCCUGUACGCCGCCCGCGUUGGGUGGGUUCAUUACGCGCCUCCUCCUCAACCUUUCUACCACUCGCCUCCUCUUGCCUCCUCUUCGAAGAAGAAGAAGAAGAAAGGAAAUGGCGGAUUUGGGUUCCAUACGAUUCUGAUGCAGAGGAUUAGGGUUUAUAAUGCGUGCCGGAUUCUCAUAAAUCCGGAAUUCGCCUCUCAUGUCUAACCUCUGCCAUUGCCUGUCCCUCCCUUCUCCUUCCAUCUCUAGGGUUAGGGUUUCCAGCCGUUCCAAAACCCUAUCUUCCUUAAGCAAGAGCUUACGCAGUGUCGGAUCUCCUUUGACGAGUUCAAACAAGAAAUGGAGAUUUUCUUGCUUUAUACCACAAGAGCCUUCUUCGGGCGCCGGCCAUCCCGACUUUAUGGGAAACAAGUCUCGUAGUGAAUUGAGUAAGCCUGAAUUGGAUUCAGACCAAUCGAAGGCAGAAGGCAACAGGAGGUGGAUUCCGAAUCUUAGUAAGGCAGCUGAUGCAAUCUUCAGAUUACGGAGGGAACCCUGGACAGUACCAUGGACAGCAGAAACCAUUAUUCAGGUUAUGCUCCUCUGGAUUGCUUCCUUCUGGUUGGUAGGAUCCUGGAUAAUUCCAUUUUUAGCCCAUGCUGCUGGUUUUGGCAAAGAAUCUUUGACGCACAGAGGUCAAGCUCUUUACAGCCUCUUGACAGACGUGGCAGAAGGUCUUGCAGGGAUUGCGAUCCUCCACCGCUGCCUUGCCAGAUUCCGGCCUCUUCCUGCUGAUUGGUUCCGAUUCAGCCUCAGAGGAAAUUGGCAAUUUGAUGUUGGUUUAGGGUGCCUGAUGUUCCCUUUGGUCAACCUGCUAUCACAGGUGAACAUUGAUCUGUUGCCACAGUUGCCCGCUUCUCCCAUCAGUGCAUCGAGCGUGGAGCAAUCGAUUGUGGCACGUGACCCAGUGGCAAUGGCCCUGUAUGUGGUGGUUGUGUCAGUGUGUGCGCCUGUGUGGGAGGAGAUUGUGUUCAGGGGAUUUCUCCUGCCUUCCUUGACCAGAUACAUGCCAAUGUGGUGCUCAAUCUUGGUUAGUGCAGUGGCUUUUGCGUUGGCACAUUUCAAUGCACAGAGGCUGCUGCCGCUUGUGUUCCUUGGAGUGGUGAUGGGCACUGUAUUUGCACGCUCGAGGAAUUUGUUCGCGUCGAUGCUCUUGCAUAGCCUUUGGAAUGGUUUUGUCUUCCUGGAUCUGAUGAAAUGAUGUCCAAAUUCCCUUCAGCUGUAUCAUGUGUUUAUUGAUUUCCUCCUCAGUCAUCAGCUUAUGGUACUUGCAGCAAUGGUCUUGGUGGCAACAUUGUUGCUUGAAGGGCCCACCCAUGCAAUGCCCAAAAUCCGAUUCUUGACUGCAUGUGGUUGCCGAUAGGAGCAGGAGCAGGAGCUCGAGGGUUGAGGCUUGGUGGAAUGACUGGUUCUGACCCUUGUGCAGGAUGGAAAUGACCUAGGGCUAUGUAGGGCAUAUGCAUCAUUUGUAUCAAUAUUUUGCAGUGGCACAAUAUUUAAUGUUUUCUUAUUGAACAUUAUUUAAUCACGAAAUUGAGGUGAGAGUAAGAGUGCUCUCAAGCCAUUCAAUUUGUGUCA